AACAGCUGCAGCGCAGAAAGCGCAGCCGGCGCCCGUGGUCUUCCGGCCAGCAGCCCGUGGCGGGGGAGGGGCGGACCGACGCCCGCGUUCUCAGGGCCCCCGCGGCCGGCGGAAGGGCCGCGCAUCGCGGAAGCUCGGCCGCAGCUGAGGAUCAGCUGCUGGAGGAGGCGGAGAAGGAGAGGGCGGAGCUUAGGGGGGAAGGAGAGGGAGGGGACCGUCAGGAAGCCGCGAACGCCACCGAGUGUCUGCACACCUCGCUCUGCCUGCCAUGGCUGGUUAAAGAACCAUCCGGAUCGCAGCGCGGGGGGAGGGCUGGGUGGGGGGAGAGCGGCGGCCGCGCGUGAGGCCGAGGGAGGGGCGGCGGCGCGAGCGGCGGCGGCGGCGGUUCCAGCAUGAAGAGGAGAGCUGGCCUGGGGGGCAGCAUGAGGUCAGUGGUGGGCUUCUUGUCCCAGCGGGGCUUGCAUGGGGACCCCCUGCUCACUCAGGACUUUCAGAGGAGACGCCUGCGGGGCUGCAGAAACCUCUACAAGAAGGACCUCCUCGGCCACUUCGGCUGUGUCAAUGCCAUUGAAUUCUCCAACAAUGGAGGCCAGUGGCUGGUCUCAGGAGGAGAUGACCGCCGGGUUCUGCUAUGGCACAUGGAACAAGCCAUCCACUCCAGGGUCAAGCCCAUACAGCUGAAAGGAGAGCACCAUUCCAACAUUUUUUGCCUGGCUUUCAACAGUGGGAACACCAAAGUGUUCUCUGGAGGAAAUGAUGAGCAAGUUAUCCUCCAUGAUGUUGAAAGCAGUGAGACCUUGGACGUGUUUGCUCAUGAAGAUGCAGUAUAUGGCUUGUCGGUAAGCCCAGUGAAUGACAACAUUUUUGCCAGUUCCUCAGAUGAUGGCCGGGUUCUUAUUUGGGACAUCCGGGAGUCUCCUCAUGGAGAGCCCUUCUGCCUGGCAAACUAUCCAUCAGCCUUUCAUAGUGUCAUGUUUAACCCCGUGGAGCCCAGGUUAUUGGCCACAGCCAAUUCAAAGGAAGGAGUGGGACUCUGGGAUAUUCGAAAACCUCAGAGUUCUCUCCUGCGCUAUGGUGGAAACUUAUCCCUACAAAGUGCCAUGAGUGUGCGAUUCAACAGCAAUGGGACCCAGCUCCUGGCCCUGAGGCGUCGUUUGCCCCCUGUCCUCUAUGACAUCCACUCCCGCCUGCCUGUGUUUCAGUUUGACAAUCAGGGUUACUUCAACUCAUGCACCAUGAAAAGCUGCUGCUUCGCAGGAGAUCGUGACCAGUAUAUCCUUUCGGGCUCUGAUGACUUCAACCUGUACAUGUGGAGAAUUCCUGCAGAUCCAGAAGCAGGUGGCAUUGGUAGGGUGGUCAACGGAGCCUUCAUGGUGCUGAAAGGGCAUCGAUCUAUUGUUAACCAGGUCCGAUUUAAUCCCCACACCUACAUGAUCUGCUCUUCUGGUGUAGAAAAGAUUAUCAAGAUUUGGAGCCCAUAUAAGCAGCCAGGAUGUACCGGAGACCUUGAUGGUCGAAUUGAGGAUGAUUCCCGCUGCCUCUAUACUCAUGAAGAGUACAUCAGUCUUGUGCUGAACAGUGGGAGUGGCCUGUCACAUGACUACGCCAACCAGUCAGUCCAGGAAGACCCCCGGAUGAUGGCCUUCUUUGACUCCCUGGUACGCCGAGAGAUCGAGGGCUGGAGCUCUGACUCCGACAGCGACCUCAGUGAGAGUACUAUCCUCCAGCUGCACGCAGGGGUCAGUGAGCGCUCAGGCUACACUGACUCAGAGUCCUCGGCCUCACUGCCUCGCUCCCCACCUCCCACAGUCGAUGAGUCUGCCGACAACGCCUUCCACCUGGGGCCCCUGCGGGUCACCACCACAAACGCAGUGGCGUCCACUCCACCAACACCCACGUGUGAGGAUGCGGCCUCCCGCCAGCAGCGUCUGUCUGCUCUGCGGCGCUACCAGGACAAACGCCUCCUGGCCCUUUCCAAUGAAUCCGAUUCUGAAGAGAAUGCAUGUGAGGUCGAACUGGACACAGAUCUCUUUCCCCGGCCACGGUCACCCAGUCCUGAAGAUGAAUCCAGCAGCUCCAGCAGCUCCAGCAGCUCAGAGGACGAGGAGGAACUGAACGAACGCCGAGCUUCUACCCGGCAGCGGAACGCCAUGCGGCGCCGACAGAAGACACCCCGAGAAGAAAGGCCCAGUGCCCCAGCCAAGCCCACCAACACCUACAUUGGAGAAGACAACUAUGAUUACCCCCAGAUCAAAGUGGAUGACCUCUCCUCCUCCCCUACCUCCUCCCCUGAGCGGAGCACUUCCACGCUGGAGAUUCAGCCAAGCCGGGCAUCACCAACUUCUGACAUAGAAUCAGUUGAGCGAAAGAUUUAUAAAGCUUACAAGUGGCUCCGCUACUCCUACAUCUCUUACUCAAAUAAUAAAGAUGGAGAGACCUCCCUAGUGACAGGGGAGGCAGAGGAAGGGAGAGCGGGAACCAGCCUCAAAGACAACCCAGCCCCUUCUUCCAGUAAAGAAGCCUGUCUAAAUACAGCAAUGGCCCAGAGGAACCAGGACUUUCCCCCUGAAGGCUGCAGCAAGGAUGCUUUUAAAGAAGGGACUUCUACUAGAAAUCCUAACAGUGGCCCAGGCCAUGAGCACAGUAGCCACCCUUGGGCAGAGGUGCCAGAAAGCACCUCUCAGGACACUAACAAUGGUGGCUCUGUAGAACACCCUUUUGAAACCAAGAAGCUCAAUGGAAAGGCCCUGAGCAGUCGGGCUGAGGAGCCACCUUCUCCUCCUGUCCCCAAGGCAUCUGGCUCCACUCUGAGCAGUGGGUCUGGCAACUGUCCCAGGACCCAGUCUGAUGACAGUGAGGAGAGGAACCUCGAAACCAUCUGUGCCAACCACAACAAUGGACGCUUACACCCCCGCCCCUCUCACCCUCACAACAAUGGGCAGAACUUGGGAGAGCUGGAGGCAGUGGCCUACUCUUCCCCAGGAAAUUCGGGCACUGACCAUGAUAACUUGUCCCUGACAGGGACACUCCUACACAAAGAUUGUUGCGGGUCUGGAAUGGCCUGUGAGACCCCCAAUGCUGGAACAAGAGAGGACCCCACUGACCCCUCAGCCACAGACAGCAGCAGGGCUGUUCAUGGCCACAGUGGCCUCAAAAGGCACCGAGUUGAAUUGGAAGAUACGGAUUCAGAGAAUUCCUCCUCAGAGAAGAAAUUAAAAACAUGAUAAAUAAAAAGGGAAAACAAAAAGCUACAAAAAGUAGCCUUACAAAAAAAAAAAAUCCUGUUUAGUGAACACAGAGGAAAGGAAAAACAAGUAUUAAAGGCACAUAAAACCAGGGCCUGAAAUGUUGUGUCUCAUGCUGCUCCCUUCUAUCCCACAUUCAUCGGUGGGUCUGAAUGUCUAGCUGGCCGUUGGCUUGUGCUGUGUUAAGAAAGGGAAAAACACCCAAGUGACUCCUUUCUAAGUGAGACUUGAGCAGAGUGUGCCUGUGCGAGGUUCUGUGAACAUGCAUCCUUGUUGAGACGUCUGACUUGUUCUUGUGUGUGCGCGCACUGGCACGUGUGAGUUCACUGUCUCCUAAGACCUUUGUUUCUCUUCUCCAUCAGAAAGGACCUAUGAAUAUGUAUUUUUUGCCAUCUCACCCUGUUUACAUGACAUAGGUAUUCUGGUCUGAAGUUGGGUGCCUGUUAAAUCCGAUUGUGCUGCCAGUGAGUUGUAGAUUUAUGCUGGAAGAAUGGAGAAUGGAAACAAGCCUUCAGCCCGUUGGGUGUGGUGGAGAGGAAAACAUGGUUCCUUUCUUAAAGAAACAUUGCAUGUUUUCUUUAAGUAACACUUCAUUGAACAAUUUAAUGUGGACAUACUAAAAGUGGAACAUUUUUGAUGCUAAUAAAAGGUUAGCACUUUAAGAUCAGAUUCAAGAGAAUAUAGAUCCCUGAUAAAUUUCACUGUUAGCAAAUUGAGCAGUCCUGCAACAUGUACUGUAUUGGAGGCCAUAAAAGAUAACUAGUUGUGGAUAACACACUUUAACCAGUUAGGUGCUAGUUCCUAAGAGGCACUCAAAUGGCCAGCAGGUGCUUCCUUGGCUCCACUUGAUGGAGUCUAGGCAUACCGAGAGAAAGGGAAAGGCAGUUCCCAAGAGCUUUGUGCUCAGACUACUGAAGUGGAUGUUACAGGUGUGUUAACGAAGAAGUGUGGUGAAGAGCAGAAAGUGGGACUAUAUUCAUUUAACCUAACCUAGAACCAUUGGCUAGAACUGGUAGGACUGGCAUCUUCUCUCAGACUUACAGUUGGCAGAGGCUGUGGUGUUCCGACUAGACUUUGCAGAGCAGUAGGCAUCUCAAGUUAACAGAUUCUUAUUGAGUAGGUCUGUUAGGAGGCACAGGGUGUGGGGGGAGGAGUCUGGUUUAAGAUUCCUGAUUCCCAGAAGAGAUUCAGUUUCAUUGAGGUAGAUAAGGAUUGGGGGGGAGAAAAAGACCCAAGACAUUUUAGCGUUGUGGUUGGUGGUGGUUACAGUCACUUGGUUAUCAAUGAAGGAUUGUGCAAGACCGGAGGACCUAGGGAUGACCAGAUAUCUUAUUGGCAUAGGUGUCAUAGAAAGCAGAAUACUGGCAAGAAAUGAGGAAGAGAGAAAAGAACGAUUUAGCUUUCUUGAGCACCAAGUUGCUAGACAACUGAGACCUGGCUGGGAUUGGCGUCAGGAGGACCGAAUGUGAGAUUAGUGUGGCCUCCCUGCCCCAGUGUUCCUUUUAGGGGAGGGCCUGUCCUGUUAGAACUGGGACAGAGGGGAGGCCAUCUGUGGAGGCAGAAGACUUGGAUAAAUUCAGGCACUGGGGCCGGGGGAUGGGGUGUUAUUUAUAAAAGGAAGGUCGUUGAUGUAAGCCAAAAGGAGAUACCAUCUCACUAAGCUUUACGUGUGUGUGAUGUGGCUGGGGUGUGAAAACACUGUUUAGGUGAAGGGGUGGUGUGAGUAGCAGUGGGGAUGUGUACAAUUUAACAACUGGACUCUUAUUGGGGAAGCGGGGAAGUAAUCCUGUAACCAACAUUAGAAUUGCUUUGGAUUUGUAAUCAAAAUGGUUCUAUGAUUUGUCUUUGACUAUUCACAGAUAAUUGUAAAUUCUGGUUUUAUAAGCCCAAGUCAUUUUACAUUUGCUUUUCCAAAAUGUAUUAAAUUGGAAUUUUUUUAAUCCUUUAUAUACAAAAAAGAUGUAAUCACUCAGCGUGUGUUUCUCUUCCCCUUCUCAGCAUACCCAAUCUUUAUAUUUUAUUUUAAUCUAAUUAGCAGGUAGCCUCUUCUGACUUCUCUAAGGACAAUCCACGUAUCUUCCUGGAGAAAAAGAAGUAAAGUUCCCAUGGGAACUAGCUACUUGGUAGUUCCAGUUCCCAAAUGCAGAACUUGGUCUUUUCAUGUUAAAAGCCUUACUCUCAUUUGGGUACUCAAAAGAGAAGUCAAAGCUCAUUCUGGUUAACUUUAGAAGCCAAGAAAGAUCAUUUUUAGUAAGGAUGCCUUCCAUUUUUGGGAGAGACUUCCCAGCAUGCGAGGCUCAGCUCACCAGGAGAGAGGCCCCAUCAGACCUGCAGGAGCAGGCUGAGAAAUGCUUGUUCCUGUGCUUGCUCCACCCUCAUUUCCAGAGAUCUUGUGUCUGUGGUCGUGGGGCUGGAAACCUGGUGGGAACUAUUCCUAGGUACCUUUGCCUAAACUCUUGUAGAAUUGAGGCUCCAACUUUGGAGGCGCAUUUAAUCCCUAAUUUCUUCCAUGAUAGAUAUUUUUACUAGCAGGACAGAUGGCACUGAUUAGGUUAAGAGCUAUUUGGAAGUGCCUCUUAUGUUUUUUUCUGCAUCCUGUACAUAAAGUUUUAAGUGGCAGGACCAGAUAUUUAAAACCAUUUCUCUCUAGUUUGUUUUCCACCUGGUUCUGUAAAUGAUUCUCUAGGACAGCAGGUAAAAGUUAAAUGAGUUGUUGGCUUGGGGCAAAUGAAGUUUGCAACUGUGCUUGAUUUAAUAAGCCAAGAGUCUCUUGUUUGUCUGUCAAGGUGCCUUCCUCUGCUGAAGCCUUACCUCCUCUUCUCACCCAGCAACGGUUAACUCUUCUCUUGUGUAUAUGCAAAUAAACCUAUUAUUCACUU
Molecule: messenger RNA, 6124 nt
Organism: Lemur catta (Ring-tailed lemur)
Lineage: Eukaryota; Metazoa; Chordata; Mammalia; Primates; Lemuridae
Gene: DCAF5
Product: DDB1 and CUL4 associated factor 5
Exons: 9
Coding region: 393-3224 (943 amino acids)
Biological process (GO): negative regulation of fatty acid biosynthetic process
Cellular component (GO): cytoplasm; Cul4-RING E3 ubiquitin ligase complex
Molecular function (GO): protein binding
Source: RefSeq, a predicted model, not a curated record